CACAGAGGUUCUCCAUCACACUUUCCUAGAGCGGCCCGGAAGUGUCUCUGGGCAUUUCCUGAGACCCGGCCAAUUUCCGGCGGCUGCCAGCCACUGCAAGCUGCUGCGGACAGCUUCCUCCAGGUGCAGAGGGUGUUACCGGUUGGUUUGUAUUUGUAAGGCAGCUGUGCUUAGGACCGUCUCUUCGGACUGAUCAAGAGCGAGCGAACAAGGAUGUCCGCUCUGGGGGCUGCAGCUCCGUACUUGAACCAUCCGGCUGACAGUCACAGAGGCCGGGUCAGUUUCCUGGGGCCCCAGCCCUCUCCAGAAGUCGCGGCAGUGGCUCAGCUCGUGAAAGACUUGGACAGGAGCACCUUCAGGAAGUUGCUAAAGCUUGUAGUUGGGGCCCUGCAUGGGAAAGACUGCAGAGAAGCUGUGCAGCACCUCGGUGCCAGUGCCAACCUGUCAGAGGAGCGUCUGGCCGUCCUGCUGGCGGGCACGCACACACUGCUCCAGCAGGCUCUCCGGCUGCCCCCUGCCAGUCUGAAGCCAGAUGCCUUCCAGGACGAGCUCCAGGAGCUUGGCAUUCCCCAAGAUCUGAUUGGAGAUUUGGCCAGUUUGGUAUUUGGGAGUCAACGCCCUCUUCUGGACUCUGUGGCCCAACAGAAGGAAUCCGGGCUGCCGCACUUGUCUUACUUCCGGUGGCGGGUGGAUGUGGCCAUUUCAACCAGUGCUCAGUCUCGCUCCCUGCAACCGAGCGUUCUCAUGCAGCUGAAACUCACAGACGGAUCUGCACACCGCUUCGAGGUACCUGUAGCCAAAUUCCAGGAGCUGCGGUACAGUGUAGCCUUGCUCCUGAAGGAGAUGACGGAACUGGAGAGGAAAUGUGAGCGCAAACUGCAGGACUGAACCUGCUGUUGUGGGUGCUGAAACUGGUACCAUAGCAGAGCCCCACUGGUCAUGAAGCCAACUUAAUUGAGGGCCCACAUGUAAGAAAGUAUUUUGCUGAAGUGAAAAGGCAGCUGUUGACUUUGGGGUUUUGCAUUGUUUUAUGAUUAAACAGCUGGGCAUAGUGGCACAGUUCAUGAUCUCAGCUGAGGCUGUAAGGCCAGCCUGGGUUAUAUGGUGAGGCUUGGUUUCAAAUUAAAGAGGUAAAGCAACUAUUAAAAACAUGUUCUUGGGUGUUAAGCCUUAUACUUGCCCCUUCCCCAGCUGUUGGUAUGAGCUCCUGGAUGAGGCCAUGUGGAGAUCUAGGGUCCAGAUGGGGGCUUCUUACAGUACACAACAAGGUUCUCAGCCUGGCCUGAACCCUGCUCAGUUGCUUUCAUAAGCCCUGUGCUGUGGUGUGGAC
Messenger RNA from Acomys russatus (golden spiny mouse), 1330 nucleotides. RefSeq names its product COMM domain containing 5 (gene Commd5). The transcript is spliced from 2 exons. The record is from RefSeq and is a predicted model, not a curated record. Gene Ontology annotation, cellular component: nucleus. The coding region runs from base 214 to 888 and encodes 224 amino acids. NCBI's taxonomy places the organism in Eukaryota, Metazoa, Chordata, Mammalia, Rodentia, Muridae.